AUGGCCCAGAACAAGAGAGCGGUGCAAAGGCGGAAGGAAGUUUGGCUCGAAGAAGUCGAGAAGAGCGUCCCGCGCCUGCAUAUCGGACGCGAUACGACCGGGAUUGCCGUGAAGCUCGAGAUGUUGAGAAUUGAGGAUAAUAACGCACCGGAAGUCGACAAGAACUUUACGUGGAAUAUGCGGACCAAGGGGACCAGUCGUAAAUGGAAACAGACGAGUGGUGCGCUGAAAAUCCGGUCAACCUGCACCAAGCUGUUGCCCUUCGCAGGCUACUUUCAACUUCUCUCCUUGCUCGACAGUGAGAGAUCGGGAGAUUCCAACGCAGAUUCGGAAGAGAAGCGGGCCGGAGACGUGGUGUUUGUUCGGGCCGGGAGCAAGGCGACGAGAUUGGGGGGAACCGACAAGGGGGUGUGUAUCCAGGUGAAGGAAGAAGUGGAGGGUGACUUCCUCCUUCGCCUUCGAGACAACGAUGUACCCGGGAAGUCACGACGAAAGCACUUCGAGAUGGGACGAGACUGA
Sodiomyces alkalinus F11 is the source of this 519-nucleotide messenger RNA. RefSeq lists its product as hypothetical. The coding region runs from base 1 to 519 and encodes 172 amino acids. NCBI's taxonomy places the organism in Eukaryota, Fungi, Ascomycota, Sordariomycetes, Glomerellales, Plectosphaerellaceae. The record is from RefSeq and is a predicted model, not a curated record. The transcript has 6 exons.